AUGGGGUUAAUGCCCAACUUUGCAAAGUUGUCUUGUGGCCAUCAGCUAUUUCAUUACUCCAAUUUCCAAUUUGUGUCUUCUAGGUCCAAUUUUAAGCUUUUGGCUGUAAACGGAAAGCUCUAUGCCAUUGGCGGUCAAUCCCUUUCCAAUGUGGAGUGUUACAGCCCAGAGCACGACUGGUGGAAUUUUGUGGCAUCUAUGCCAAACCCUCUUGCAGAAUUUUCAGCUUGUGAAUGCAAGGGCAAAAUUUAUGUUGUUGGGGGAUAUACUACAAGAGACAGGAAUAUGAACAUCUUGCAGUACUGUCCCAUCUCUGACUGCUGGACCAACUUUCAGUUGUGUGAUGUCCACAUUCGCAAACAGCAGAUGCUCUCUGUCGAGGAAACCAUCUACCUGGUAGGGGGUUGUAUUCAUGAACUGGGACCUAACCAAAAAUCCAGCCAAAGUGAGGACAUGUUAACAGUGCAGUCUUACAACACUGCUACCAGAGAAUGGCUCUACCUCAAGGAGAACACGUCCAAAUCAGGUCUCAACUUGACUUGUACUCUCCAUAAUGAUGGGAUCUAUAUAAUGAGCAGAGAUAUUACACCAUCUACAAGCUUGGAACACCGGAUUUUUCUUAAGUAUAAUAUAUUUUCAGACAGUUGGGAGUCACUUAGACGCUUUCCGGCCUUUGGACAAAACAUGUUGGUCUGCUCUGUAUAUUUGCCUAAUAUGAUAGAAGUGUAAUUACACCAUUUUUUUUUCCUUUCACUUCAUCAGUCAUUUUUGGAAGAAAUAAAUUAUUUUCAUUUCUGAAUGGGACAUGGUCACAUAGCCUAUGCAUAAAAUAUUGGUUCUGUUUAAAAAAAAAAAAAGUUGCAAAACUCAAUAGAGAUGUUUCCAGGAUUUUUGAAAAUUUCAAUUAAACUUACUUUUUGUUGUUGUCUGCAGUUUAAAUGAUGCCAAGCCAUGUGUGCAAUCCAGAUACAACAGCACUGUGCUGGUAUCUCCCUACAGUUUCUUAUGAAACAUCCAUGUAGGCACUGGGCACAUUUGCACAAAGAUUUAAAAGAGCUCCCCUGGGUAUUGGAUGUUCUUUUAAUGUAAGUUAGUGACAGGCAAUGAACUACUCCCUACAUUUAAAAAAAAGCACAGGUCAGGGGGCACUAAACUCAAAAUGGGGAACGUCUGCUCAGCUGGAGAAAUGAUUUUUAAAUUUAUUUUUUAUUUAUUCAGUAAGCUUCUCCAAAUACUCAGCCAUUAAGAUCCAAUUGUAGAAACAAGGGAACAAAUUGUGGGGGCAGGUUACAUGGCAGUAGAAUGCAUAUGAGCCCCAGAAGGCUAAGCAGGCUAGCUCCAUCUUGGGGUUGGUCAGCCCCAUGUACAAAAGGAGUGUGGGGCAGCUCAGAGGUGUGGUGAGGAGAGGUGAGCUCAUGUAACUGAACUGUCACCUGAGCAGCUCUAUGUGAAUCCUUGUCCUUUACCUUCCCACCAGAUGGUGUUAUAUGGGUUACUCUAGCCUGUGGUCUAUGGAAAUCCCUUUUCUGCCCCAUAGGGAAGGGGCAGGCAGAGAUGAGACCUAGACCUCUGACUUUUCAUAGGUGCUAAUUUGGGGGAUUUGGGAAGAAUCACUUUUGGGGAAGAGGGUUCCUGUCCUCUCCUUACAGCCCCUCUCAAAUUGCCUGGGGGGAUCUUUAGUCCAAUUGGAUCCUCUUCUCUCGCUAGUUGCCAGUUCUGAAGAGCCUGUUCACUCUAUCUGCUUGGGUGGCAUUCACAACUCCUCCCCUGGCAAAGGGGAGAGAUAGGACAGUCAUGAAAGUCUUACAUCUGCAGAGCCCAUGCCACAGCUUUCUCACAUAGCACGGAUGCUGCUGAUUCCAGGACUGGGCCACUUAUCCUUGCUUGUUCAAUGAUAGGGGAAGAUGGAGAAUUCAAGCUUAUCCCUUGCAGUGGUUCAGUCAACGUAGAAGCCUCUUUUUUGGCUGGAGAGAAUAUGUGCCUGCUGGUUUUGUGCCCACAAAAUGAACUGCCGGUGCAAGUUUGACUACAGCAAUCAGGAGGCCUCAGCACUCAGGUUCGUGCCUACUGUCCAACUAGGCGCACAAACAUGUGAGUGGCCAUGGUUUUGAAAAUGUGACACACAAGGAGCAGCUGCCUCUGUUAUACCAGCACAAGCAGGCUAAGGGUACAUCUACACUAC
Trachemys scripta elegans is the source of this 2182-nucleotide messenger RNA. It is a transcript of the gene KLHL42, whose product is annotated as kelch like family member 42. The record is from RefSeq and is a predicted model, not a curated record. Gene Ontology annotation, molecular function: protein binding. The transcript has 3 exons. NCBI's taxonomy places the organism in Eukaryota, Metazoa, Chordata, Testudines, Emydidae. Bases 1 to 729 code for a protein of 242 amino acids.